AUGAAAAAAAAAAUGAGUGAUCCACUAAAACGUGUCGCUAUUGUUGGUAGUGGUAAUUGGGGUUCAACCAUUGCGAAGAUCGUUGGUAAUAAUAUUGAAAAAUUCAAUACGUUCGAAAAUGAAGUACGAAUGUAUGUAUAUGAGGAAGUGGUCGAUGGACGAAAACUAACUGAAAUUAUCAAUCAAGAACAUGAGAAUGUUAAAUACUUGCCUGGUCAUAAAUUUUCACCAAAUGUUGUCGCAUAUCCCGAUGUAGUUGAAGCAGUCAAAGACGCUGAUAUCUUGUUGUUUAUUCUACCACAUCAAUUCGUUGAACGAACAUGUCUUGCAAUCAAAUCACAUGUGAAAAGUACUGCCUUUGCCGUGUCAUUUUCUAAAGGUUUCUAUGUUGGCAAGGAUAAACAUGUCGAUCUGUUAUCCUCGGUAAUCAGCCGAUCAUUGGAAAUACCUUGCUAUGUGUUAAUGGGUGCAAAUAUUGCCACCGAAGUAGCAGCUGGUACGUUCUGUGAAGCAACAGUUGGCUCACGUAACUACGAACAUGGACAAUUGGUAAAAGGACUUAUCCAAACGGAUGAAUUUCGAAUUGUUAUUAAACCUGAUACGGAAGUUAUCGAAGUUCUUGGUGCGUUGAAGAACAUCGUCGCUGUUGCAGCAGGUUUCUCCGAUGGAUUGGGUUAUGGUGACAAUACCAAAGCAGCUGUUAUUCGUCUUGGUUUAAAAGAAAUGGUAAAAUUUUGUGAAGAAUUCUUUCCCGGACAUCAUCCACAAAUCUUUCUAGAAUCAUGUGGUGUUGCUGAUCUCGUCACGACUUGUUAUGGUGGUCGUAAUCGUAAAGUUGCCGCAGCAUUUGUCAAAACUGGCAAAGAUAUAAGAACACUCGAAGAAGAGAUGCUGAAUGGGCAGAAAUUACAAGGGCCUGAUGCUGCUGCUGAAGUACAAGAAUGGUUGAAAGAAAAAGGACAAGCAAACAAAUUUCCAUUAUUUGCUGCUGUUCAUGAUAUCUGUGAACGUCGAAUGGAUCCUAAAGCAUUAAUCGAUGCUCUUCGUUACCAUCCAGAGUUCUGGUAA
Molecule: messenger RNA, 1068 nt
Organism: Adineta ricciae
Lineage: Eukaryota; Metazoa; Rotifera; Eurotatoria; Adinetida; Adinetidae
Source: the annotation of a GenBank genome assembly